Molecule: messenger RNA, 4948 nt
Organism: Spodoptera frugiperda (fall armyworm)
Lineage: Eukaryota; Metazoa; Arthropoda; Insecta; Lepidoptera; Noctuidae
Product: hemicentin-1
Biological process (GO): cell adhesion; axon guidance
Cellular component (GO): plasma membrane
Molecular function (GO): hydrolase activity; metal ion binding; nucleic acid binding
Source: RefSeq, a predicted model, not a curated record
UAGGCGCAUCGCAGUGUCCGUCGUUCAUUUCAACGGAUCAGUCAAUUAUUUAGCUUAAAAAUGUUGGGGCGGAUUUAUCCGCUGGCGGUGUUGUUAGUAUUCGCUGAUGUUGUUACGAAAGCAUCAUGCACAGAGAAAGGGAGUUUGACUUUUGUAAUAGAUGACACUCUCUCGAUGACGGAUGACAUAAAUCAAGUCAAAAGCAGCGUAAACCGGAUCAUGGAUAUCGUGUUCAAUGAGAAGGCUAGCGUGAUCAGCAACAUGGUGCUCGUCACAUUCAAUGACCCAGAUGCACAUCUGAGAACGGCGACUAACAAUCGUAACGAAUUUAACCGAGCAUUGGCAGCGGUUUACGUUCACAACAAUCGUAACUAUGACUGCCGAGAAUAUUCUAUGAAAGGAUUGAUUCUUGCUUUGGAAAGCAGUAGCCGUCACUCCCACUUAUACGUGUUCACCGAUGCUACAGCCAAAGAUUAUGAUAAAGCUAACAUUGUCAAAGAAUUGUGUCAGAAAAAGCAAGCUCAGAUUUCUUUUGUGAUAACCGGCCGUUGUACCUGGCAUUACCCAGAUGAAAUUAUGCAUUAUUAUUAUGAUAUAGCCCAGGCGUGUUCCGGCCUGGCAUAUGAAGUAGACAAAAAUGCAGUUUCAGAUAUACUCAAACCAAUAACCGAUAUUAUAAGUGGCGAAAAGAUUCUAAUUACUUCAACGACUAUUCCAGCCAAUGUUUAUAAAGAUAUCCCGUUCGAUGUAGAUGACCAAACCGAAUACGUCAUUGUUUCCGUAUCGGGUAAGGACGUGUACCUGAGAGUAACUGGACCCAACGCUAGACAAGAGAACUUAAUGUGGAAUGCCAAUGGCAAAGUGGUGAAGUUGGUCAACGUACAGUCGGGCAAGUACACUGCUACCGUGAGAGGUGCAUCGCAGACAUCCGUCGUCAUAGUGGGCAGGUCUGAUUUCCUCUUCAAUCAUGGUUUCUCGGUGCUGAAGCCCAAGUCACUCAGCGACACGUCUCUCCAACCAAUCGCCAAUACAAAUGUCCACCUGUCAGUAUUAGUUACUGAUAAACGCCAAACAGUGGAAAUAUUAAGUGCGCGGAUCUUAGGAAUGGACGAAAAUCCGAUUAGACCAGAUCUUCCUUUGACCAAAAUUUCUAAAGAUUUUUACGUUACACCAGCUUUAGUUACUCCCACAGAUAGGUUUAAAGUGGAAGUGAUUGGGAGAGUGAGAGCAACGGGUCGCACUAUAAAGCGUAUCGCGAAGAUUCCCAUCACGCCCCAGGAACCACCAAUAAAAUUACCCGACAAACAAGUCCCCAAGCCGGUGAUAUCUGAGGGCAGAGAAACAACAGUAGAAUACAAUAGUUCGUUGAAAUUAACUUGCAAAGUGACCGCAUUCCCUGAGCCUAAAAUAUCUUGGUAUAAUAAAAAGGGACAACAAAUCGAUUCUAAAAGUUCAAUGGUUGAAUACCCGUAUGAUUACAUAAGUUAUCUGGAGACGCCUGUCACAAAACAAGAUACGACAUAUACUUGCAUAGCAGUGAAUGAUAUGGGAAGUAAUGGAGCUUCAAUUAAAGUCAAAGUAAAAGACGCUUUCACUGUAGUUAAUAAUGUCAGUCCAAAGGUGAACAUGGAAUACGGCAAACCGGGAACUCUCAAAUGUGACAUCAAAUCGCGACUCCCCAUGGACAUCCGUUGGUACUAUAUGGAUGAACUAACUGGAAUAAAGAAGGAAGUAACUAAUUCUCACGAGAUCACAAUGUCAGCAGACAAAACCGGACUAACAAUAAAGAAAGUAGAUUUGAAUUCAGCUGGAAAAUAUAUCUGUAUCGCUUCUCUAGUAAACGACAGGAAUGUAAGAAAGCAAUUGACUCAACGAGUUGAAGUAACUGGUAUAGCUGCACCGAAAAUACAAAUGCCAGCCAACGUAAAAGCGGUCAAGGGUAAAGCUGUCACAUUGGAAUGCAAAGUAAGUGGUGUACCAAAACCGACCAUUAAAUGGCAGUUUAGAGGCAAAUCUGGUUCCAAAUUUGUACCACUGGCUGAGACUGGAAGCGUGCUACGUAUCAAUAAUGUAGAAGCCAAACACGAUGGUCAAUACAAGUGUGUGGCAGAAAAUGCAUUAGCCAAGGAUGAGAAGGUUACAACAUUAAUCGUUCAAGAAACACCAAAGAUAGUAUCCAGACCAACUACUACGUAUCAAAGUACUGAAGGAGACGCUAUUUUGAAGAUACCAUGUGUCGCCGUUGGAGACCCAAAACCAACUAUCACCUGGAAAAUGGAUGGUCGGCCCAUUGCAGUGCCAAGUUCCAAGUAUGUGGUAGAAGAUGGGGCACUUAUAAUUAAAUAUCCGACAGUAACAGAUACCAAAUCGUACGAAUGUGUAGCUACAAAUGAGGCCGGCUCAGUAUCCACGACAUUCAAAACUUUCAUACGACAGAAACCACAAGUUGCAGGUGUUGCUACUAAGAAGGUCUACCUCGGGAUGCCCGUUGAUAUCGAAUGCAAGAUUGUCAAGGGUUGGCCGAAACCGAACAUAAGAUGGUUCGUGAAUAACUCGGGAAAACAAUUUGUGCCAAUCGCCGGAACGCUAGACGUGAUGCAUAUUGCGAAGGCUGAGAACAAACACACAGGUCGCUACAAGUGUGUGGCACAGAACGAAGCUGGCACGGCCGAACACAUCACUAGUCUUACUGUGGAAUCACGACCAGAAAUCGUGACAAAGCCUAAACCAGUAGAAGCCAUAGAAGGCGAUCUAGCAAUAAAGAUACCUUGCGAUGUGGUAGGCGUUCCACGACCUGUUAUCACAUGGAAACUCAAAGGAGCUGUCAUCAAACCCAAUUCAAAAUAUUCGUUUGACAACGGAUCCUUGGUUAUCCAGAAACCGAAUAAAAGUGAUGUUGCAAAAUACACAUGUGAAGCUAAUAACUAUCUUGGGUCAGCCAGCUCCACGACCGACCUUACAUUUGAAAAACGACCCAGCACCUUCGGAACAAAACAUUUCGUGUACCUAUUAUAUGGUGAAAAUAAGAAUAUCGAAUGUGAGGCGUAUCGAUCUAAAUCUCAAACGCUUAAAUGGUUCGAUAAUGAAGGAGAGUUGAAUAAAAAAUCCAUUCAAAUAACUAAAGCAUCAGUUUCAAAUGACGGCAACUACACAUGCCACGUGAGUGACAAGCAGGGACACACAGAAACACACACAUACAUCGUGAAUGUGGGCGCCACCAAACUAUUGGCAGAUAAUCCUCUCAAUGAUUGGCGCGGUGAAAUACAAGAAAUCCAAUCUAACUGCGAUAGUGACGCAAAACCACAAGCUACAGUUCAAUGGAAAUACAAUGGUAAAGUGAUACCUGAUAGAGAUGUGCAGGAUCUAGGAGUCAUCUACAAAUGGGGUCAUUAUACUUGCAACGUCUCUAAUCCACACGGCUUUGUAUUGAAAGAGUUUGACGUAAAGUCUUCUGUGUGCUUGAUACCCAAAAACUUGAAAGACGCCGAGUAUAUGCCCCUCGUACUUGACAACAGUGGUGCUUGGCCUACAUGGGAGACCACUAAAUAUUUCUCAGUAGUAGAACAAGAAGAAAUAAUUACACUGUCUUGUCCAAACCAUAAAGAUGCUUCGAACUCCUUCAAAAAGUUCCCAUCGAAGACCAAACUAAAAGCAUAUUGUAACAAAGAAGAUGUAUUUAUGGUAGACGGAAAAAUGUAUAAACUGUCUGAUCUGCAGUGCACACAAGGAGUUCGACCUAGCGUUGCCAAAAAGAACGCUAAGUGCUUAAAAGGCAAUUCUGAAUUAAUAAAAGUUGGAUACAACAUUGGUGGUUUCUUGGAAUCUUAUGAAGUCUGCUUUGACAACGAUGUACGAAUGCCACGAUACAUUCGCAACAUCGUAACAGCAAAGAAUGAUAAGCUCAGUACUACAGACGUCUGGCGCACCUACCCUGGUAUUGAUAAAGGUCAUAAUGAGAAGGCGUUUACUUGUAAAAAUAAACUGUCAUCCUGCUGUUACGCAAAAUCACAGCUGGUGGAGGCCAAAGACUUCAAAUAUGCUGCUGAGAUGAACACUACAUUUAUCGAUCCUCUGAAUGUAGUUCCAGCCUGGCGCCCUUGUAGUGCUUCUCAGACGUCAUGGGCAUCUAUUAACAAAAUGGUAAGAGAGCAGGCGUUCUACGAUGAAUUUGUCGUCUGGUCUGGAACUGACACAUGGCAGAAGAAGAAUGGCGCUGUUAUACCACGAUAUUUAUGGAAAGUAAUUCGUUUUGAUGAUGAUGAAAUUUAUGCUAUCGUCCACGUGAAUGAUCGUGCACCAACAGACUCGGAUAUUAAAUGUAAAAACGUCUGUAACAGUGAAUCUGAACCAUGGUUCAAAGUCAGUGACAAGUACACGUACUGCUGUUCACUGCCAGAUUUCUUAAAGGCAUUCGAUUAUCGUGACACUGAUAUUGGAGGACCGCUUAGCGAUGCAGAUUAAAUUACUUUAUUCGCUGUGAAGCUGUGGUAGAUUUCCCGAUAUAAUAUCACUACAUAGUAUUAAACAAAGUCGCUUUCUCUGACCCUAUUUCCCCUUGUAUGCUUAAAUCUAUAAAACUACGCUACGGAUUUUGAUGCGGUAUUUUUUAAUAGAUAGAGUGAUUCAAGAGGAAAAUGUAUAUGUGUAAUACAUGCAUAAUAUAUCACCAUUGCACCCAUAGGAAGCUGGGGCGGGUUGCUAGUAAUCAUUAAAAUAUUACUUGUUAAACUAAGGAAAUAAAGUUUUUAACCUUUUGAUACCUCAGUCCCGACUCUGUGACAGAACAACAAAUAUAAUUGAAUUACGAGUACAACGAAAUUAUGUACGUAUUAUUAUGUCAACUCAAUACAUUGCACACCUUUAGUAAUUAAAUGGCAAAAUAAAUCGACAUAGAUCAUGUUACAAUUUUUUGCACUAUUAUAAUAAAUAAAAAAUCCCAAUAAAUAUA